AUGGCUUCCAAACUGUCCGCCCACGGCUACGUCUCCUCCAACGACAGCAAGUUGUUCUAUGAGACUGAAGGAAAUUCCAAUGGGCCUGCAAUCUUGUUCAUUCAUGGUCUAGGCGGCACGACGAACGCCUUCCAGCCUUUUAUCCCCGAUCUCCAAGACUAUAACAUUGUGCGCUUUGAUUGGUCUGGCCAUGGCCGAAGUUCUACGCCAGAGACGACGAGUAUCGACUCUUAUGUGGGAGAUUGUCUCGCUGUUAUGGAGGAGUUGAAACUAAAGGACGUCAACGUCGUUGGCCAUUCAUUAGGUGGCUUGAUUGCUUUACACCUCGCAGCCAAGGUCCCUGAUCAAGUGAAAAGUCUGGUCUUGUUCGGCCCAGUCAGUCCACCUCCGGAGGCUGGCCAACAAGCAUUAGCAGGUCGUGCCAAAGCUGUUCGGGAAAACGGGAUGGUCGGAAUUGCCGAUACUGUGGUUGGGAACGCUUUCGCUGCCGAGUCGUACCAGUCAAAGAGAGGCGAAGUGGCACUGGCCCGGGAAAUGUUAACGAGACAGGAUCCUAAAGGUUAUGCUCUAGCUUGUGAGGCAUUGGCCAAGAGUCAGGCUGCUUCUUGGGACCGCAUCAAGGCGCCAGUUGUGGUUGUGUCAGGCAAGGAAGACAAAGUUUCCACCGUUGCAGCCGGUGAGACGACUACCAAGAAUCUCGGGUCGAAUGCGAAGCAGACCGUCCUCGAAAGUGUAGGGCACUGGCACAUGCUGGAAGCUACGCAAAAGUCGAUCGAGAUCAUCAAGAGCACAUUCUCAUAG
Fonsecaea multimorphosa CBS 102226 is the source of this 801-nucleotide messenger RNA. RefSeq lists its product as uncharacterized. The record is from RefSeq and is a predicted model, not a curated record. The transcript has 2 exons. Lineage: Eukaryota; Fungi; Ascomycota; Eurotiomycetes; Chaetothyriales; Herpotrichiellaceae. The coding region runs from base 1 to 801 and encodes 266 amino acids.